Molecule: messenger RNA, 2857 nt
Organism: Folsomia candida
Lineage: Eukaryota; Metazoa; Arthropoda; Collembola; Entomobryomorpha; Isotomidae
Exons: 3
Coding region: 810-2558 (582 amino acids)
Source: RefSeq, a predicted model, not a curated record
AAGAUUUCUUCAGCCGUUUAUGCUUACAUAAGCAUGCUACAUAAAUACAUACAUGUAAAAGUCAUUAUAAAAUAACUUGUUUUAUAUUAACUAAGUUAAGUACAAUUAUUAUUGGGCAAGAUUAAUGAUUAAUGAUCUUACUGUCCAGUUGUUAGGUCAUUCUGAGGAAGUGAUUACGAUACAUGAGUCCAGUUUACAUUAACGUUGUACAUAUAUGUAUGUAUUUACUAUAUUUAUUUUAGUAGUAUACUUGUGAGAGGUCUUAUGUACAUGUAAAUCUUGUGUGCAUAUUUAGGAAAUUUUCCUCGACCUGUAAACUUGAAUCCCAGUUACAUACAUAUUAUAACUUGAGUCCUACGUGGGUAUUUAUUUAUGACACAUUUCUUGGAUAAUACAACUCACCAACCUUGAUGAUAAUUGGCUAAUCAAUUAACAAUAAAAACAAUAAUUCUAUAGCUAUGCAUUAUUUUAGUCAUCUAGUACAUUUCAUAUUAGAUUAAGGAUAACAAAAGGGAAGUGUUGCAAAUCAUGUGAAAACACUUUUGCCUACGGACGUACUAAACGAACCGAGUCAGAUUAUGAGACUUGUAAGAUUGUACAAGUUCCUUUAUGCAGAAACUUUGAAAUAGUAACGGGAAAUCGUCCAAACAUAUGUACCAAGUGUUGCGAGAUACCAGAAUGCGUAAAUUAUUACUUUUGUCACGCUAUAGAUUUGACUUUGCUUGGUAAUGUAAAAUUAUAUACAUCAGAUUUAAAGUUUUUGUAAGAAAUUUAUUACAGACCACGAAUUUAGUAGUACAAUUUCUUUAAUGUUAAAUCUCGAAUUGAACAAUAAAUCAUUUUCAUUCCAUUCAAUGGAAGAUAAUGUAUCGUUAAUAUCAGAAGCUUCUAACGAGUCUGUGGACAACCAACUUCCACAAAGACAUUACGUAGACCGAGGAACAAAUACUGAAGAUACAUUUCGGUUGGUCCCGUUCGAAAUUGAUCACUGGGCGAGUAAAUGCAGCAAAUUUGCCGAUGAAUUUCAAAAUAGUCGGUCAUUCGAAGAUGCGCAAAUGAAUAUUUCCGAGCUAGAGGAGAGCCUGGAUGAAUAUCUUAAAUUUCGUUAUUCCGACGAAGAGACGUUGAGAGUCGACAUUUUGCUGUAUGUAAUUCUUGCGAACAUUAUCGAUGGAUUGGAUGCAAAUAGUCACAUUUAUACUAAUGAGGUGCCGUCCGUCUCAAAAAUUUUGACAAAAUGUCUUUUAACUUCCGGUCAACUCGGCCGGUACGGAUUCCAAUCGUUUAAACAAUCAAUGAAAGCCAUUCGCUUUCUCAUAGAUUUCUACAAAAAUCGUAAAUUAGAACCUCAAAAAGUACCAAUUGUACUCUGGCAAUCUGUGAAAAAGGUGGGUGAAAAAGGGACAACUCCAUAUCCAAUCUUAUAUCCAGCAGAAUUUCGAUUUCACCUCGACGUAUGUCCUGAUACUGAAAGUUGCAAAACUGUCCGACUUGAUUUUGGAACUAUCUCCACCACUCCAAUUGUGCUAAGACAUUGCACGUCAACGCUAGAAAUAGUGGAAGCACUUAAAUGUUUACCAAAUCAGAAUUUAGAUUUUGGUUGUGACCAUAUCCAACCCAAGUUGGAGUUGAGAAAUGCCCCUUCAUCCUCCAUUGACCAACAACGCUCAACAAAGCUUGCGGAUAUUGGACUGCAGCAAAUGAUAAUUUGCGACAUUGAUUUAGGCCUUUCUUCGGACAAAUUACUCAUCUCGGACAUUGUACAAGGUCAACCCCAAUAUUCAAAGUCUUUUCAGCAAUUUCAAGUAAACUGUAGUGGUUCGGUCGUUAUAAGGUUUAAAAGCAGAUAUUUUGAGAGCGUUACUGCGGAUCGAGCAAACUUUUAUAUUCUUGGGACAAAACAAUACUACGAAAAACAUUCUCAAAUUCUUCUCGUGGACGUUAAAAAUAAAAAUGUGGAAUUAUGUGAUAGUGAUCAACACUGGUUGGUGGCUGAUUUACAAGGGAAAAAAGUUCAAGAUGCAGAAAAAAUUGAGGACAUUAAAGGUUUUAAAUGGGAUCUCAAGUUUGGUUCUUGCAAAGCAGGGUGUUGGACAAAUUCAGAAAUUCACUUUGUGGAUUCACUAACUCUCCUUCCUCUGCUUGAAGAUUGUUCAAUUUCUUUUGAAGACCAUGUUUGUCCAACUGACACUAAUUUACGACCAAAAUGUCCUGAUUGCAAAUUAGUAGACGGUCUUACUAUAAUUUCUGUUGAUCAAGUUUUCGACUCUGGAAGUGUUCAAAUUAAUGUUAAGCUAGACUUGAAAAGAUUAGGACUCGUCAAUACCGAUGGUACUUCAAUUGGUAGUGUUAAAACUGGAAAAUUCGCCCUGUUCAAGUUCGCCCUUUCCAUUCCAUUGGAGAUUAGGGGACUAUUGAUGGAAUUGCAGAAAGAAAGUACCCUUCGAAACAAACGAGAAGUUCCCGUUGGCAUAUUUAACCAAGAAGAUUUUAAGGAAAUAACGAAAUUAUGGGAAGAUCAUAAAGAUUAUUAUUAUGCUGUUUGGUAUGCAUCCUGACGAAUAUAAUACAUAAAAAUAUUUAUGAAUGUACACAUUUUGAAUGGUAUUGUAAUUGUCAGAUUUAUUCCUGCUUGUCAUGUGCUGUGAUUUGAUAGGUAUUUAUUAAUUAUUUAUGAUGUUACAUUGAUUGCCAGUAUUUUUUACUCAUAUUUGUAAUAUAUAUUUACUGAUUCUAAACGAACAUAUUUUUACGUUUCUGUACUACGUAUGUAUUCAAAAAAGCAAUUGCAUUAUGAUAUUUAUAAAUAUGCGUAGUAUGCAACAAAAUUUCCAAGAAUAAAAUAUUUUACAAAAUA